AUACCUGUGGUAUACGGCCACUUCGUGCCCUUGCGCUGGUUGAGCCACGUGAUACGGCGUUUAGGCUCACGCGCCCUUAGCUCCGUUCUUGCGACCCCAAAUUUCGACGCGUCGCUCCACCUCAUCACACAUAUAUUAUAACCAACGGCUACACUUGCGAGAACCUUGGGUCUUCUGCCGGAUCUUGCAGCUAUCCAAUACCUCUUUUCAUAAUCAUCUUUAAUACAACUGAUCUUAAUCUUGGCAAUCUCGUCCAUCACCUGUCAGUGCGAUGAGCUCCGCACUUUCCUCGUCAGCCGCAGACGGCGUAGGCGACACGACCCUCUUUAUUGCCACGGCAGAUUCCUACACCAGUGAUGGACCCACGCUGCCGAUCAUUGGAGGCGCAGGAGAGCAUUCAGAUUGGGUGGCGCCUGACCCAGAAGAUCGACAGACAGAGAAAGACGCGCUUCCAAGGCCAGCGAAGAAGCAACGAGCCAAGGAUGACCUGUCAAAAGACUCAACCAAUCCGGAAGCUACUUCCAAAAAGUCAAAGGUUCAGGUCGAGGGAUUGUACCAACCCUGGACAUUGCUGCCUGUAGAAGUAUUGCAACAGGUCGAAAAGAGAGUGGGUCGAGAAUGGAGAGCAAAGGCCGAGGUGGUGGUGUGGACAAAGAACCAGAAUGUCAAGAGCGGAAUCAAUCGCCUCAAGAGCCUACUUGGUUUCGAAGAAGCUCCUGAGACGGGCGAGAAGAGUGGGCGUGAGGUUACAGGAAAUAGGAAAGACAAGUUGAUCGCGGUCUCAGCGUAUGGCGAGGGUACUACAAAACUAGUGGGCAUUGUUGAGAUGACGAAACGAGUUGUCGAUGGGGCCACGAAGGACUCGAGUGGGGUGACGUGGUUCAUGUACACGGUCCUCAGCAGCACGACCGAGAAAGACGUCAAGAAUAAGGCACCGGUGCUUACUGUAUGGCUCAGUCCUACGCGUAUCCCGGAGCUGAAUGUUACUUUCGGGGAGCAGACAUUCAAGGUUAAACGCACGACCGGCGUAGAUUGAUGAUAUAUUACUUCCAACGCUUCCGGGGGACUAUCUACGCAACCAUCUGCAUCUCCUCAACCCACCAAAAGUACCAGCUUUGAUAGCCCUUACUCUUGGCCAUCUGCGAUGUCGAGACGAGCAAUCCGAAGGUUAGUCGCCCGCUCGCUACCAACUGUGGGUAUUUGACACGCGCUUCGGAUCCGAUUCGGACACCCCAUCCGACCCUGAGAUACAGCCCAUGCAACGCGCGUGACUCUAUUUCGCAUACCAUUUCGGGGUUGUCCGUUGGUGUGUAGUAUUUAUGGUGGUUCGUUGUCUCAGGAAAUGGCGGCUCGUUUCCGCAUGCAAACAUAAAAGCGUACAGUAUGCGACUUAAUGAUACUGGGAGGCGCUCUUGCGGCUAUGCAUAUAUACUUCGGGGAUAUCUUCCGACAUAGUGAUAUGAUCUCCCGAAGAGAUUCGUAAGCGGUGGGUUGGUCUGCAAUU
Molecule: messenger RNA, 1504 nt
Organism: Paraphaeosphaeria sporulosa
Lineage: Eukaryota; Fungi; Ascomycota; Dothideomycetes; Pleosporales; Didymosphaeriaceae
Exons: 1
Coding region: 272-1036 (254 amino acids)
Source: RefSeq, a predicted model, not a curated record